AUGACCGCCGCGGGCGCCGACGACGAGACGCACAGCUGUCGCCGCGAGACGACGCGACCGACGAUCGCGUCGUCGCGCCGCGCCGCCGCCGCGCUCGCCGCCGCCGCGCUCGUCCUCUCCUCCCCGUCCGCGUCGCUCGCGAAGACGGUCAACGUGACCGUGGACCCCGACACGCUGACCGCGGAGCUCUGCGACGACCCGCGCGCGGGCGGGGUCCCGGGGACGGCGACGUACAAGGCGCGUUGCAUGCAGAUCUCGGGCGUCGCGACGAACCCGACCAAGGACGUCGUGUACAACGCGGACGUGUACGGCAGCGUCAAGGACGCGGCGAACGACGAGGUGCUGAACAGCGGGCGCGUGGGCAGCAUCGCGGAGGUGCCGCCGGGGGAGAGCGCGUUCCGAUUGCAGAUCACGGUGGCGACGUCGCAGCCGCUGCCGCUGAAGCUGAAGGCGUUCAAGGCGCAAGGGGUGACGUCGAGGCUGAACGCGUCGCCGAACCCGUACGACGACUACACCGAGUUCGACGAUUUCGGCGCGCAGAAGUGA
Micromonas pusilla CCMP1545 is the source of this 546-nucleotide messenger RNA. RefSeq lists its product as uncharacterized. The record is from RefSeq and is a predicted model, not a curated record. Lineage: Eukaryota; Viridiplantae; Chlorophyta; Mamiellophyceae; Mamiellales; Mamiellaceae. The transcript has 2 exons. Bases 1 to 546 code for a protein of 181 amino acids.